Messenger RNA from Marmota monax (woodchuck), 1251 nucleotides. RefSeq names its product DNA damage inducible 1 homolog 1 (gene Ddi1). Lineage: Eukaryota; Metazoa; Chordata; Mammalia; Rodentia; Sciuridae. Bases 1 to 1251 code for a protein of 416 amino acids. The record is from RefSeq and is a predicted model, not a curated record. Gene Ontology annotation, molecular function: protein binding; aspartic-type endopeptidase activity. Gene Ontology annotation, biological process: proteolysis. The transcript has a single exon.
AUGCUGAUCACCGUGUACUGUGUGCGAAGGGACCUCUCUGAGGCAACCUUCUCCCUCCAGGUCAGCCCUGACUUUGAGCUUUGCAACUUUCGGGUCCUUUGUGAGCUUGAGUCUGGAGUCCCCGUCGACGAGAUCCAGAUUUUCCACAUGGAGCGCAUCUUGGCAGACGACCACUAUUCCCUGGGCUCCUAUGGCCUCAAAGACGGCGAUGUUGUUGUUUUACUUCAAAAGGAUAAUGUGGGAUCUCGGCCUGUAGGACGGACCCCAAAUCAGCCCCGAGUAGAUUUUGGUGGGACUGCAGUGCCUGGGACUUCAAACUCUAGGCAACAGCACCAACACCAACACCAACACCAGCACCAGCACCAGCACCAGCACCAACACCAGCAUCAGAAACGUGCAUCAUCUGUACAGCAGUCCCAUGGCUUGGCCUCUGGAGAGAAGAUGACUUCUUCUCAAGGUCUGGACAGCCCCACUUUAAUUCGCAGUAUGCUGCUUUCGAGUCCUCAUGAUCUGUCCCUGCUGAAGGAACGCAACCCAACCUUGGCGGAAGCACUGCUCAGCGGAAACCUUGAGACAUUUUCUCAGGUCUUGAUGGAGCAGCAAAGGGAAAGAUCCUUGAGAGAGCAAGAGAGACUUCGCCUUUAUUCUUCUGAUCCAUUUGAUCUGGAUGCUCAAGCCAGAAUAGAAGAAGAGAUUCGGCAGCAGAACAUCGAAGAAAACAUGAAUAUAGCAAUGGAAGAGGCCCCGGAGAGUUUCGGACAAGUGGCAAUGCUCUAUGUCAACUGCAAAGUGAAUGGAUAUCCUUUGAAGGCUUUUGUUGACUCAGGAGCCCAAAUGACCAUCAUGAGUCAAGCUUGUGCUGACAGAUGUAACAUAAUUAGGCUGGUGGACCGACGAUGGGCUGGAGUUGCUAAGGGAGUGGGCACACAAAGGAUUAUUGGCCGCAUUCAUCUAUCUCAGAUUCAAAUUGAAGGUGACUUCUUACAAUGCUCUUUUUCCAUUCUCGAGGAGCAGCCCAUGGACAUACUUCUAGGACUAGAUAUGCUCAGGAGACAUCAGUGUUCCAUUGAUUUGAAGAAAAAUGUGCUGGUGAUUGGAACCACUGGCACACAGACUCACUUCCUUCCCGAGGGAGAGUUACCCCCCUGUGCUAGGCUGGUAAGUGGAACUGGGCAAGAGGAGUCUUCAAAUAAGGAAGCAUCAGAUAAAAUGAAACGUUCAGUCAUGGAUUCAGGACGCAAAAAGCAUUGA